Fraxinus pennsylvanica is the source of this 1833-nucleotide messenger RNA. The record is from the annotation of a GenBank genome assembly. NCBI's taxonomy places the organism in Eukaryota, Viridiplantae, Streptophyta, Magnoliopsida, Lamiales, Oleaceae.
AUGGAAAGAAGUGAACCCACAUUAGUACCAGAAUGGCUGAAAAACAGUGGCAGUCUGGCGGUUGGUGGCACUGCUUCACAUUCAGAUGAUCAUUCUGCUCCAAAACUAGCAAGAAAUAAGUCAUUUGUGGCGAGCAAUGGUCAUGAUUUAGGGCGACCAUCUGGUACGGACGGAACUACAUCAUCUUUCCGUCGGAGUUCCAGUAGCAACGGUUCUGGUCACUUGAGGUCCUAUAGUAGUUUCGCUAGGAAUCACCGCGAUAGGGAAUGGGAGGACACGUAUGGUUCUCGUGAUAAAGAAAAGUCAGUUUUGGGGGACCGUAAACACCAGUACAUUUCAGAUCCAUUGGGGGGCAACAUUUUGUCUAGUAAAUUUGAGCAGUACAGUUUGAGGCACUCACGGUCGAUUUCCGGGAAACUUGGGGAGUCACGGCCAAAGAAAGUUGUGCCUGAUUUGAGCAAUAACUGUGGAAACAACAGCAAUGAUCUGCUUACUAAGGGCAGUCCUAUUAGCAGUGUCAACAAAGCCUCUUUUGAGAGAGAUUUUCCAUCCUUGGGAGCAGAAGGACGACCAGCCACUCCAGAGGUUGGAAGGAUUCCAUCUCCUGGCUUGAGUACUACUAUCCAGAACUUGCCCAUUGGUACCUCAGCCAUGAUAGGUGGCGAAAAAUGGACGUCGGCUUUGGCGGAAGUACCCAUUUUAACUGGAAGACUAGCUACCCCUUCAAGUUCUGCCCCUAUGACUUCGGGCUCGACCACUGGUCUUAAUAUGGCUGCAACUGUGGCUCAGGGUCCUGCUCGUGCUCAGGCUAUGCCUCAGUUGUCUGCUGGAACUCAGAGACUUGAAGAACUGGCAAUAAAACAAUCUAGGCAAUUGAUUCCGGUAACGCCAUCCGUACUGAAACCCUUGGUCUUGACUUCUUCAGAUAAACAGAAAACUAAGGGGGGUCAGCUGCAGCGUCCGAUUUCGCCUUCACUUUCUGCUAGUCACUCUCCUCGUGAUGGGCUUGUGAAGUCUGAUGUUUCAAAGACAAGUAAUGUGGGAAAGCUCCAUGUUCUUAAGCCAGUGCGAGAGAGGCAUGCUGUCUCUUCUACUGUGAAGGAUAACCUGAGCCCAACAAGCGGUAGCAAAUUAGUAAAUUCCUCCCUUUUGAUGGCUUCAUCAGCUCCUGCAGCUGCUCCCGUUAUGGGCCCAACAAACAACUCAUUCAUUCCUAGUGCGCACAUGCCUGUAUUGACUGUGCCGGAGAAGCGAACUACUCAAGCUCAAAGUCGAAAUGAUUUUUUCAACCUUAUGAGGAAGAAAUCCAUGGCAAAUUCCUCUUCCAUUCCUGUUCAAUCUAUGGCAAACUCCCUGUCUGUUUCAGAUCUUGGUACUUCUCUGUCACCACCUGCUACAGAUAAUGUUGGUGAAUUAGAGGUCACUGCUACAAGUACUUUUAAUGCUGGUGAUACUCCAUCCUGUGUAAGCCUGAGUGAGGGCCAUUUGUCUGACAAGAAUGGUGACCUCACUUGCAAUGGCGAUGCUUGUGAAGGGCAGAAAUAUGUCAGUAACGGAAAGAAACAUCAAGGUUCUGAUCCUAUAAUUUCCGAGGAGGAGGCUGCUUUUUUGCGCUCCAUGGGCUGGGAGGAAAAUGCUGAUGAGGGUGGUCUUACUGAAGAAGAAAUCAGUACUUUCUUCAAGGAUGUAACGAAGCACAUUAAUUCGAAGCCAUCACUGAAAAUACUGCUACAAGUACAGCCCAAGUUUUUAUUGCCCUUAGAAUCACAAAUUGGGAGCAUCGGUGGCAUUUCUUCUGGAUUGAGAUCAUCUGAAACUAAGCUUGAAUCUUGA